AUGAUGCCCCAUACCAUUACUCGACGGCUGUUGCAAAACUCGUACGAAGAGAUGAGGCGAGUGUUACCAUUUCUCGGAGAACUGUCUGAAAUUCUCAAUCUCUUGGACCGCCAAUAUGGUUAUUUUGCCGCUGUCCCUGCAACAAUACCGCCCACCUCCUCUGCACCUGCAUUUGCUCUCGUCAACGCCGUCGUUGCACUGGCCGUCCGCCACAAAAUGGCGACCGGGGCCGAGUCGCAGAUUGCUGGCAUAGCGGCAGCGUACUACCGAAACGCGACGCUGGUCACACACCACUUGAUUUUACAGAAACCAACCAGAAUAUCAGCACAAGCACUAAGGGCAAUGGCGGCAUUUGCAGGUGGAACGCCCGACCUGCCGGCCAAGUCAAUGUUGCUGGCCAACGCUGAACAGCAGGAACGAAUGAUGGCUGAUACGUGA
This is a messenger RNA of Sporothrix brasiliensis 5110, 438 nucleotides long. RefSeq lists its product as uncharacterized. The transcript has a single exon. The record is from RefSeq and is a predicted model, not a curated record. NCBI's taxonomy places the organism in Eukaryota, Fungi, Ascomycota, Sordariomycetes, Ophiostomatales, Ophiostomataceae. Bases 1 to 438 code for a protein of 145 amino acids.